AGCUCGUUUCCUCCCCUCCUCUUCACAUGCCAUCUCUCUUGCUCUAUUCGGCUCGACUUUCUACGGGCUUUUCGAGAUUCCCGCGGGUAGGGCGCGGACAAGUACACACGAGCGGGAACUCGCAUACGAGCGCGAAGGAGCAGAGGCGACGCAGCAUUGGAGCGCGAGACGGAUAAAGCGAGCGAAGACGCGCGUGUACGUGACGUCGCGUCGCUCGAGAGGGCUGAGUGAGCCGAACGGCGUGGUGCGACGACGAGAGGCCGAGAGAGCGCGCGGCAUGGAGACCCUGGAGUCGAGCCGCGUGUGCCGUCUGUGCGGCCAACAGUCGGGCAUCUCCAUCAACAUCUUCGACGAGAGUGAGAACCAUGUCAGGAAGAUCAACGCCGUGCUGCCGAUCAUGGUGCACGAGAUGGAUCUACUGCCAAAGCAGAUGUGCCAUCGGUGUAGCUACAAGCUGGAGGAGUUACAUAAAUUCUACGUGGACUGUUUGAAGACGGACGCGGCGCUCAAAAGUCAGUUGUCGUGGAUGCGAAAGGACCGGGAGAAGAUUAGCGUGCCGAUGGUGCAUAUUGAGAAUGUGAAGAUCAAGACAGAGUCGCUUGAUUACGAUGUAUAUGAGCUGGAACCGCUGAUAGAGAACAUGGAGUAUAUCAACUCGAUGAAUUCGAUGGCACUUCCUGCCGAUGGAAUUCACAACGGAUUGACAUAUGCGACACUCUCGCGUUACCGAUGUUGCUGUGAUAAGAAGGACCAAAGUAGAGCAAGAAAGACUACCGCGGAAUUUUGUCAGAAUUAUAGAGAAUCCGUGUCUAGAUGCGAUGAAAUCGCGAGCGACUCGCGGAAAAGGACUCUCGAGAACACUGCCGCCAGAAUAAAACCGAUCAAGAGGAACACUUCUACGCAAGCGAUGUUUCCAGAUUGCCCGCAGAAUCGUCUUUCUUGCAUCGACGCUGUCGAGAACGCGCGAAAUCGUUUAAUCACAGAUACGAACACCAGAGAUGACGUAUUCUCCCUGAAGACGCGAAACCGUUCUUAUGGACUCGAAGCGGUUUCUAGAAGUCAAGCAACUUCGGAAAGCACGAUAGUGCGGAAUUUGAGACCAAGGAACAAUCUGGUGAACUAUGCGUCAAAUAAGAGGAGAACGAUAGUGCAAAAUUUGAAACCCAAGAAAAAUCUAGUGGACUAUGCGUUGAAUAAGAAGAGAAUGUCGAUUGAUGUUGAUUCGGGACCAUCUGUAACGAACAACUCGGAUAUUUCUAAUCCGAAAACGACGUUUACAUCGAACUUUAGAUGGACUCGACAGAUCAAGGUGGAACAAAUGGACGAGUUGGAAGGGCGUAAUUUAAGACCCAGAAGAAACGUCGUGGAUUAUCAGGAACCGAAAAUGAGAAAGGUAUCGGAUUACCGUACGAAGAGACGCAAAGUGGAAGACACGGAGCAGAACUCGAAGCUGCGUUCGAAAAAUGAAAAUAAAUUUGCUCCGAAACUCAAGAUAAAGCAGGAAGUUUUGGACGAUCUGGAAGACACGGUGCUCAGUGAAACGACCAGCACGAUAUCUCGAUUACCGAAUAAUUCGCUCGCCGAUUUACCCGCGAAUGUCAAAGCAUUGACGAGGGAUAAUUAUGUCAGCUUACAAGAUGACAUAUCAGAUUAUUUCAAGUCGAGUCAUUCACAAUUACGAAAUAAAUUUCAGCAAGCCAAGCGAAAGUCGUUGUCCAACAUCAUGAAGAACAGCCUGGUGAAGACGAAGAAGAUCUAUCGAUUGCCAGCGGCGAACUAUUCGCCAAAAUGUCUGAGAAGUCAGGAUGCCUUCCUGAGAAACGGCAAAGCGAGAAAGAACAAUUACAUGGAUUGGUCGGUGAAAAAGUUACAAACAAGGAAACUGAUGGACAUCAACAAAAGCGCAAAGAUAAAGCCAGCGAUGGUGAAGCUGGCCGAGACCAUUAAACACUACUGCGAGACGUGCGACGUCAGCUUUGCGAACAAGGAAUUAUUCAGACUACAUAGAUGCUACUACGAUUGAUCUUUCCUUACGUGGCCGAAUUUCCGAGAAUUACAAAAUUUACAAGCCAUCUAAAGGAUAUUUGAAAGAGUAUGAAAGAAGGAGUUUUUUGGAUAUCUUCGCUAUGUAUGAAAGACGUGCGAGAGAUUAAGAUGUAUUUUUAAAAUGUGUAAAAGAGAAUGAUUAAGGAAUCCUUUUUGCUUAUACAUGCAUGAGAAUGCACAUGUACCUAUAAGUUUCUAUCUAAAGAUUAUUUUGGCAAUUUUCUUCUUAAUUUCCGGAUAUAUCGCUUUUGAAAUGACAGAAACGCGCUUUGUUUAAGUUUAAUAUUCUAUAUUAUAUAACGAUAACGAGAGACGAAAUUUUUGUUCAUGAAAUGUAACAAUAGUAGCAAUUUUUUUUAUUUUUUGCAAUGACAAAAAACAUUAGUUAUAUCAGUUAUAAUCAUUGAUCUUUUCUAUCUUUUUUUUUAUUGGAAUUUUUUUUGGCCUUUAUUAAGAUUAUUGAUACAUUUGUGAGCACAUGGACAAUAAACGGGAAAUAACAGAUUUGUUUAUAUCUGUAUAUAUUUUAUUUUGUUUAAAUAUAUUAUCAUCUGUUAUUAUCUUUAUUAUAUCAUUUAUUUUGUGAACGAGAAUAUAUAUGCAUAUCUUGUUUGUCGAUUUACGUUACAUUAAACAAUGACACUGUUGCAUAUGCUUAAGAUUUUAUGUAAGAAAUUCACAAGUCGCCUUCAAAGAUUAAGAAAUAAAUAUACGAAUAUAGAUAGAGAUCUAUUUUAUGAAAAACAAAAGAUAUAAAUAUAUAUCGAUAUAUAUUUCAUGAGAAUAUGUGAUAAAUGUAUAUGAAAAUGUAUAUAAAACGACCGAUUUUUUGGAGAACUCUGUGUAUGCAGAUUAAGGCAUAUAAUAUUCGAAAAUUGCUUUUUUUAUGCUUCUUUGAAAUUUUAUACAUUAAUACGAUCGAUAUAUAGUUUAACAAUAUUUUUCUAUUUAAAAAAAAUCAUAUUUUAUUUAAAAGAUCAUUUUUUUAUUAGGAUUGUUGAACAUUCAAAUUUAUCAACAUUAUGAUGGUUAAUAAAUAUACGGAUUUGUUAAGUAACUAACUAUACUUUAAUUUCAUUAUUAUAUAUUAUCAAAUAUAAAAAUUAAAUAAUAUUAUAUCAUUAAAUUUGAUUUACAAUAAUAAUAUUGAUAUUAAUUGCAUAAGCUUUUAUUCAAUCUCUUAUUAUUGCAAAAUGCUUCUCUAAAUUAUCUGUCCGUUAAUAUACAAAUAAAUAAACGUUGUUAUUCCCAAAAGAUAUAUCUUUCUCAUAUCACUGAAUUAAUUAAUAAAUGUUAUACAACU
This is a messenger RNA of Formica exsecta, 3349 nucleotides long. RefSeq lists its product as uncharacterized. Lineage: Eukaryota; Metazoa; Arthropoda; Insecta; Hymenoptera; Formicidae. Gene Ontology annotation, cellular component: nucleus. The record is from RefSeq and is a predicted model, not a curated record. The transcript has 2 exons. Gene Ontology annotation, molecular function: zinc ion binding. Bases 278 to 2023 code for a protein of 581 amino acids.